This is a messenger RNA of Nannizzia gypsea CBS 118893, 2652 nucleotides long. RefSeq names its product vacuolar membrane protein pep3. Bases 1 to 2652 code for a protein of 883 amino acids. Gene Ontology annotation, molecular function: protein-macromolecule adaptor activity. Gene Ontology annotation, cellular component: endosome; HOPS complex. NCBI's taxonomy places the organism in Eukaryota, Fungi, Ascomycota, Eurotiomycetes, Onygenales, Arthrodermataceae. The transcript has 7 exons. Gene Ontology annotation, biological process: vacuole organization; organelle fusion; endosome organization. The record is from RefSeq and is a predicted model, not a curated record.
AUGGCUCUUCAUCACGAGUGUUGCCAGGUUAAAAACGGAUACAGCCUCGUGGUAGAAGUUGCAACGGUGAAGCCUGUAUUCCAUCGCCUGCUGUGUCUUCAAGCAUCGAGGAAGGAAAAGAACGACGCAGAGCAAUGGAGCAGCAGACUACGCCUACGACUAGCGACAGCUCCAAGCAUCAACUCGACACCGCGCGAUGAUAUAACAGCCAAACCACCCUCACUGCGCACCAUGGCGCUGGACGGAUCCAGUGGCUAUGUAGCUGCCAGCAGCCUGGCCAAGCUGGCCGAGUCUUCGCAGCCCAUCUUCAGCGUCAAGCAAGUCCAGCUCAAGUUCUCCAUCGCAGCCGACUUCGUCGCAGCCCAGGUCGCCAACGAUGUGCUUAUCCUCGCCCUGGCCACAGGCAGGAUCCUGAGAAUCGACCUGAAUAACGCAGAGGAUAUCGAUGAUAUCGACCUGCCGAAGAAAUCACCUGAGAUAGGCGUCAUCCGCCGCAUGUUUUUGGACCCUUCCGCCUCGCAUUUGAUUAUAUCGACUACCCUGGGAGAGAACUACUAUCUUCACACCCAGUCUCGACAACCUAAACCACUCUCACGCCUCAAGGGGGUGAUGAUAGAGUGCAUUGCCUGGAAUCCGGCCUUGCCUACCGCUUCUACUAGAGAGAUCCUCGUGGGUUCGACGGAUGGGAAUCUGUACGAAGUAUACAUCGAAUCUGCCUCGGAAUUCUACCGCAGGGAUGAGAGAUAUGUCAACACGGUGUACAAGGUGCCUAGUCUGUCAGUGACUGGCGUUUGGGUCGACUUUGUCGGUGGCAGGAAAGAUACCCGGCAGAUCAUCGUGUCGUCCAACGGGAAAAUACUCUACUUCACGGGCAAGAUAGGGAGAAAUGGGAAAGAUGGAGGAGGAGGAUCGAUAUACAGUGAACUGUUCCGCAAGGAGACACCGGUUAUUCACGAGCUUUCCAGCGCCACGCUCACCGCACCGUCUCUUCUAGCCAUGCAGCCGGACCCCUUAGAAGAAGGACACAGUGAUGGCAGAGUAGAGGAAAAGCACUUUGCUUGGCUUUCUUCGCUGGGAGUCCUUCAUGGCACCGUACCUAGUUCGGCUCCCAACCAAGACGGAGGGAGUAGGAUAUUCGACAAGGCCAAGAUGGUCUCCCGUUCGAUCUUACCGGCUACAGAGUCCGCGAGGGGGGGCAGGAAGCUGAUUCAGGAUCCUAUUAAAGGGAUGACCAUGACACAGUGGCAUAUCCUUACCUUGGUUGAAGGGAGAAUCGUUGCAAUCAACCGGUUAAACGGAGAGAUUGUAUACGAUCAAGCAGUGCUUGAACCAGGCGAGAGCUCUCUCGGUCUCGUUGCAGACCAAAAGAUGAAUACUUACUGGCUCUUUACCGGUCAGGAGAUAUACGAGAUAUCCGCCAAUGACGAAGAUAGAGACGUAUGGAGGAUCCUUCUGAAAGAGCAGCAGUUCGAUUCUGCACUCCGAUAUGCCCAUGGCGUCACCCAAAAGGACGCCGUGGCCACUGCUUCGGGUGACCAUCUGGCCAGCAAGGGACAGUACCUUGAAGCUGCUGCAGUUUGGGGUAAAAGUAGCAAAAGCUUCGAAGAGGUUUGCCUUACGUUUAUUGAUAAAGGAGAGCAUGAUGCCCUGAGGAAAUAUCUCCUCACCCAGCUGUCGACGUACAAAAAGUCAGCUACCAUGCAGAGAAUGAUGAUAGCGAGCUGGCUGGUUGAGGUGUUCAUGUCAAAGCUGAACUCCCUGGAUGAUACCAUUGCUACCAAGGCCGAGCUGGUCGAGGGCGGCAACGAAGAUGAUGCUAAAGACGACAUCCAAAGCAUACGUUCUGAGUUCCAGCAGUUUGUGAACAAGUACAAGGCCGACCUGGACCCGAGAACGGUCUAUGAUAUUAUAGGCAGCCAUGGGCGAGAACAGGAGCUGCUGUACUUUGCGACUACCAUCAACGACCAUAACUUUGUGCUGUCGUACUGGGUUCAACGGGAGAAAUGGUCUGAGGCACUCAACGUGCUGAAGAAGCAGAAAGACCCAGAAGUGUUCUACAAGUAUAGUAGCGUGCUAAUGACAUACGCUGCCAGCGAGUUUGUGGACAUACUGAUGAGACAGACGGACCUUGACCCCCAGAAGCUCAUCCCAGCCCUGCUCAGCUACAACAAGGACACCAAGACGUCUCUGUCCCAGAACCAAGCAACGAGAUACCUGAACUUCAUCAUUGCCAACCACCCCAACCCUUCUGCUGCCGUACAUAAUACCCUAAUAUCCAUCUACGCCUCCCAUCCAUCUACAACGGAGGGCGCUCUGUUGCAAUAUCUAGAGUCUCAGCCGUCCUCUCCUCCUCCAUACGACGCCGAUUUCGCACUUCGGUUAUGCAUCCAACAUAAACGGCAUGCUUUCCACAGCGACUGUCUGGGCAAGAAAGUAAUGGACGCAGCGGGGACGGGGAAGAAGAAGCAUAUCCGGGAUUUACAGGCUGAAAUGAGUAAGGGGACUAGCAUUGGCGCUAAGAGGGAGAAGAUCAUUAGGGAGUUGGAUGGUUUGAUUGCCGAAGCCUGUAUCCUAUGCGGCGAGUAUGCCAUCAAGCAACUUGACGAGCCCUUUAUCAGCUCGUCAGAUAACAAGAACGAAUGGUCUAUCUGA